Dermatophagoides pteronyssinus (European house dust mite) is the source of this 508-nucleotide messenger RNA. It is a transcript of the gene Dad1, whose product is annotated as dolichyl-diphosphooligosaccharide--protein glycosyltransferase subunit. Gene Ontology annotation, cellular component: oligosaccharyltransferase complex; membrane. The record is from RefSeq and is a predicted model, not a curated record. Gene Ontology annotation, biological process: protein N-linked glycosylation. NCBI's taxonomy places the organism in Eukaryota, Metazoa, Arthropoda, Arachnida, Sarcoptiformes, Pyroglyphidae.
AAGAAAAGAAUUCUGUUUGUUAUUGACAUUUGUGGUUUUCCAUCAAAUUAUCUAAUUGCUUCGAGAUUAUCGUUGGACAAAUAACAUUCCAUCAAAAUACAAGAUAAAAAUAUGGCCAAUUUUAUUCAUAUUAUUAAAAAAUUCUUUCAAGAAUAUAAUAAAACAACAAGUAAACGUUUGAAAGCAAUCGAUGUAUAUUUAGCAUAUAUAUUUUUUACCGGUAUUAUACAAUUUGUUUAUUGUUUAUUGGUUGGUACAUUUCCAUUCAAUUCAUUUUUGGCCGGUUUUAUAUCAACAAUUGCAAGUUUUAUUUUGGGUGUUUGUCUUCGUAUACAGGUGAACGAUCAGAAUAAAUUGGAUUUUUUCAACAUAAAAGAUGAACGUGCAUUUGCUGAUUUUAUUUUCGCUCAUAUUAUAUUACAUUUGGUUGUAGUAAAUUUUAUUGGUUAAAAAAAAAGUGAAAAAUUGAAUUUGAAGCAAACAAAAUUUAUAAUUUACAAUUUUUUUU